UUUUAUCUCGAGUUCUGACCGGUUUAUAAUCUCUGACCUCCGAAUUGAGCGGCACAUGAGAUAAAGUCGCUCAUCCAGACAGACAGAGAUGCUUGCCGGACUUCUUCUUCUGAUAUCCCUGCCUCCCCUGGUAGCUAAGGAUCCUUGUAAAGACAGUCAAGAUGGAUUUAAAGUCAGGCUCAGCAUUAAAACGGCCCUCGGAGACAACGCCUACGAGUGGAACGAGAGCGAGAUGUUUCUCUUCAGAUCUACUCUGGCGUACGCGAUGAGGAAACAAAGUAACCAAAACACGUACGACAUUACAAACAUACUGGUGUGCAACGAUACGCAAAGAGUGUCAUUUGUGUUCGUGGUGACGUCACCAGGUAAUCCAGACCAGCUGAUCCCCAAAGAACAAGUAGAAAGAGCAGUGAGGCAGAACAAGCAUCGCAUAAACAGUGCCUUCCUGCUAUCGGAUAUGACCCUGGAGUUCAUGGGAAUCCCACCGACGCUGGCGGCCCCGAUCACAUACGACACUGAACCCUGGCUCAUCGUGUUUGGGGUGGUCAUUGGCGCUGUGGCCGUGGGGAUCGUGGCUUUACUGAUGUCCACAGUCAGCAAAAAACGACGAGCCAAAGAAAAAGCUGCCGGUCUUUCAGAAGAGGAUGAAGAAAUAGUCAAAGAGAACGGAACCGCACUUUCGAGCCUCGGCAGAAAAGAAGGCACCUACAAUCAAGCGUUCUCAAAUGACGAGCGCUUCACCAAGCUCUAGGCACCGAGUAAAGCCUCUCGGUAUCACUUAACCUAUAAAAUGCUUCUCAUGUACCAAAGAUUUUAAAGUCUCCUCCAGACUGUCCUGGAAUGCACAGAAAUAAGAUUUUAAUAAGUAUUUAUAUAUUACGCUGUUGAGUUUUGCGGCUGUUAGUUUGAAAGCUAUUACCGUGUCUUAAUCAAAUGUGAUGCAAUGCAGUGACACACGUUUUUGCCUUAAUCAGCCGUGACACAGAUUCGGUGCUAGGCAUAGAAAUAAAUUGUUUUGGGAAAUUCUCCAGCUGGAGCUACAUAUACGAUAAUCUCAAGUAAUGAUAAUAUGCUUUAUUAUUAUUAUUAUUAUAAUAAUAAUAAUAAUAAUGUUAAAAGUGACUUGGAAUAUACUGAAAAUGACAGCAGAGAAUUAAAUAGUGUUUUUUUUUAAAUCAUGUUAAAAUGGGUUAAUAUUAAUGGAACAUUAACAAAAAAAAAUUCAUGCAAUCCUGAGAGAAAAAAAUUACGAUGCAUACAUUUUGAAUACCGAGAAAGUCAAAAUUGUAAAUGCAUUUAUAAAUUUGAUAAAAUCAAAUCUUAGAAACUGCAGUUGUGGGAAAAAGUCUGAAUAGUAAGAUACAGUAUAAACGUUAAAUUGUUGGGAAAAGAUAUAAAUGCACAACUGCGAGGAAAAAACAGAAGUCAGGCUAUUAACAUUAGUUGCAAUAACCUUUUUUAUUAUGCGCUUAACCGUUUUGUUCUCAGAGAGAGAGACCCGACCACACGCUCUUCUGAUUUUUGACGCAUUUCAUAACAUGUCUACAGACCGAAAAACUCUUGUUGCUGGAAUAUUAUCGCGACGCAUCAGGUUGGAGCACAGUCUAACAUCGACAUAGUAGUGUACUAGUAAAAAGCAACUCUUCUGUAGUUCAUUUUCAGCUUUAUGACAAACAACCCUCGAUAUGCCCCGCCCCCCAUCUACCUGUCUAAACAGGAAAAUAUGUCAACUCAGAAAAGAAAACCGCUUGUCAAACAUUUCGUGAGCUUUUUAAUUCGGCUGACAACGCUACGGGGUAAUCCGCAGCACAUGCUGACGUCUGAAUUAUGUUCUCAGGUGCCUGUUUAUUCAGCAACAAAGCGUAAUGAAUUAUUAGAGGGAAUCAAUAAUUUACGAAAAGAUGAGGCGCUCCUGCACAGUAACAGAUUAGGCAAUUUUCUGGUGUCAAAAACUAGCAUUUUUUUUACCCGUUACGAGACGCGGGUUUCUGCAUCCAUCACACUUCAGCUGCUUUAAUUGAUUGGAUCCUCCGCCGAGUGGGGGAGAAGAUUGAAGAACAUUAAGAGAAGAUCUCCCCGAAGAAUAUGAGCUGUUGAACUUCUGAGAACGUUCCUAUCCUGAGAUUUACGGCGCAGCCUCGCACUAAUUGGAUCCUCCAUCUUCAGAAGCAAACGGAGGGCUACAGUCACACAGAAAUAACAGACCAAUAUCACAAGAAAGCUCAUUAUUGUAUCGAUGGCCUGUAGGAAUACAGAGACCGGCAUAAUGGAUCAUCACUCCACAGCUGCUGCUGUGCUUCGUAAGGUCUUCAGGAGCUAGUUAACGAUCUCCUCUCAAUGAGGUUCAAGGUUCAAAGUCCUGGAUUUGUUAAAGCUAAACUCGCAAUCGAACUUGUCAUUUCUACCGCGCACGCAUUCUUUUUACACGUAGACGUGCGUAAAAUAUCAUUGCACUGACAACAAAACACGUGUACCACGCAUAUAUAACUUUAGCAAAAUGCUUAAACGUAUAGGGUUCACACAACAUUGAACUUUUGGAAUUCGGAAAUUGAUUUUAUUGCAAUCAUUUCAUUAUAGUAAGUUUAUUUAAUGUCUCUUUUUGCAUUUGAAGUGAUUUCUGUUCUCGUUUUCCUUCCUUUUUAAAGGUCAGACCGGUCAUAAUUGUUGCAUUAGUCAUAAAAUCAGUGUGUUUCACUUACAUGUCAUUCUUGUGAAGCUUUAUAAAGCAAAUAACUUACAAUAAAAAUAACAAAUUAUUCUAUAAAUCUAUAGUAAGCUGAAUAUCACAUUUUGUGAUUUAUUUUAUGUUUAGGUUAAACCGGUCGCAGUAAUGCGUGAGCUCUGAUGAUAUAAUAAAAAUAACAAUUUCAUUUUAACACUA
Puntigrus tetrazona (Sumatra barb) is the source of this 2881-nucleotide messenger RNA. RefSeq names its product collectrin, amino acid transport regulator (gene cltrn). The transcript has 6 exons. NCBI's taxonomy places the organism in Eukaryota, Metazoa, Chordata, Actinopteri, Cypriniformes, Cyprinidae. The record is from RefSeq and is a predicted model, not a curated record. The coding region runs from base 89 to 751 and encodes 220 amino acids.